This is a messenger RNA of Hydatigera taeniaeformis, 630 nucleotides long. Lineage: Eukaryota; Metazoa; Platyhelminthes; Cestoda; Cyclophyllidea; Taeniidae. The record is from the annotation of a GenBank genome assembly.
UUGGUGUUUCUGGAGAAUUAUCGAGUGUCGUUGGCUGAGAAGAUUUUUCCCGCGGCAGACCUGUCGCAGCAGAUCUCCACUGCCGGUACUGAAGCGUCGGGUACUGGAAACAUGAAAUUUAUGGUAAACGGAGCGCUGACCUUGGGCACACUGGACGGAGCUAACAUUGAGAUGUCCGAGGAGUGCGGAAAGGAGAAUAUGUUCAUCUUUGGUAUGACUGUACAUGAGGUAGAGGAACUCAGUCGCAAAGGAUACGACUCGCAGAAGUACAUCAACGCUUGCCCAGAACUCAAGUUAAUUCUGUCGCAAAUCGAACAAGGAUAUUUCUCACCUGAAGAGCCAGACCUCUUCAAGGAUAUCUACAAAACCAUGAUGUUCGGUGAUCGCUUCAUGCUCUGUGCUGACUUUGCUGACUACAUGAGAGCUCAGGCUGAGGUUGAUAAGGCCUAUAGGAACGAAAAACGAUGGGCACAAAUGAUGCUCGCAAACAUCGCAGGAUCUUGGAAAUUCUCCUCCGAUCGGACCAUCCGCGAGUACGCUCGUGACAUUUGGGGCGUGGAGCCGCGAGAGGAAAAGAUGCCCGCUCCCUUUGAAAACCCUGAAGAUCCUACCGCUUCUUUCAACAAGUAA